Balaenoptera musculus (blue whale) is the source of this 4701-nucleotide messenger RNA. It is a transcript of the gene SALL1, whose product is annotated as spalt like transcription factor 1. The record is from RefSeq and is a predicted model, not a curated record. Lineage: Eukaryota; Metazoa; Chordata; Mammalia; Artiodactyla; Balaenopteridae. Gene Ontology annotation, molecular function: DNA-binding transcription factor activity, RNA polymerase II-specific; RNA polymerase II cis-regulatory region sequence-specific DNA binding. The transcript has 4 exons. Gene Ontology annotation, biological process: regulation of transcription by RNA polymerase II. The coding region runs from base 332 to 4276 and encodes 1314 amino acids. Gene Ontology annotation, cellular component: nucleus.
CCCAUUCCGGGCUCUGGGGCUCGGGUGGGGAGGCUGCAUCCCAGCCUGGGGAGAUGGAGCUGGUGCGAAAAGUUUGGGCGCCGCUGUCGGCAAGUGCCUGAGAGGUGGAGGCGAGCUUCUGCCGGGCCAGACAGCUGCGGACAAGGACCCCCUGCUUUCACUCCCGGCUCAGCUCGGCCACCUCGCCAGGAGCCUGGGGCACGGCCCCCUCCCCCAGGUCGGGGAGCCCAGGGGUCCCGGGGACUGGCCUUGCCCGGAGCCCGGCGGGGCAGGCCCGCGCCUCCCGAGGCCAGGGGAGGGUUGCAGCGUGCUGGCUGAUGUUUGAGCCAGCAUGUCGCGGAGGAAGCAAGCGAAGCCUCAACAUUUCCAAUCCGACCCCGAAGUGGCCUCGCUCCCCCGGCGAGAUGGAGACACAGAGAAGGGUCAACCCAACCGCACCACUAAGAGCAAGGAUGCCCACGUCUGCGGCCGGUGCUGCGCCGAGUUCUUUGAAUUGUCAGAUCUUCUGCUCCACAAGAAGAACUGUACUAAAAACCAACUAGUUUUAAUUGUAAAUGAAAGUCCAGCCUCCCCACCUGAAACCUUCUCCCCCAGCCCCACUCCGGAUCAUCCCGAGGAACAGAUGAACGACACGGCUAACAAAACAGAGCAAGGAGACUGCAGUGACCUGGCGGAACCCCACGGACCGGACAGGGAAGAGUCCAUGGAGGUGGAGGCCCCAGUGGCCCACAAAGGCGCCAGUGGCCCCCUGAGCAGCGGUGGCGACAGCAGCGCCCCCCCAAGCUGCAGCAGCGGCAGCUCCUGCACAGGUACCUCAGCGAUCACAACCUCUCUACCUCAACUCGGGGACCUGACAACACUGGGCAACUUCUCCGUGAUCAACAGCAAUGUCAUCAUCGAGAACCUCCAGAGCACCAAGGUGGCGGUGGCCCAGUUCUCCCAGGAAGCGAGGUGCAAUGGGGCCUCCGGAGGCAAGCUGGCCGUCCCGGCCCUGAUGGAGCAGCUCUUAGCUCUGCAGCAGCAGCAGAUCCAUCAGCUGCAACUGAUCGAACAGAUUCGUCACCAAAUAUUGCUGUUGGCUUCUCAGAACACAGACUUGCCAACAUCUUCUAGUCCUUCUCCAGGUACUGUACGAACAUCUGCCAACCCCUUGUCCACACUCAGCUCCCAUUUAUCUCAGCAGCUGGCGGCAGCAGCUGGGUUAGCACAGAGCCUCGCUAGCCAAUCUGCCAGCAUCAGCGGUGUGAAACGGCUCCCCCCCAUCCAGCUACCUCAGAGCAGCUCUGGCAACACCAUCGGUCCACCCCACAGCGGCUCUUCCCCCAGCGUUCACGUACUGGCGGCGGCAGUUCCCACCCCAUCCUCGGAAAAAGUGGCUUCGGGUGCGGGUGCCUCCCACGCCCAUGCCGGCAACCCCGCAGUCUCGGCAUCCUCCUCACCAGCUUUUGCAAUAAGCAGUCUAUUGAGUCCUGCAUCUAAUCCACUUCUACCUCAGCCGGCCCCUGUUAACUCGGUUUUCCCCAGCCCUUUGCCCAACAUCGGAACGACGGCAGAGGAUUUAAACUCCUUGUCUGCCUUGGCCCAGCAAAGAAAAAGCAAGCCACCAAAUGUCACUGCCUUCGAAGCAAAAAGCGCUUCGGACGAGGCCUUCUUCAAACACAAGUGCAGGUUCUGUGCGAAGGUCUUCGGAAGCGACAGUGCCUUGCAGAUCCACCUCCGUUCCCACACCGGAGAGAGGCCGUUCAAGUGCAACAUCUGCGGGAACCGGUUCUCCACCAAGGGGAACCUCAAAGUCCACUUUCAGCGCCACAAAGAGAAAUACCCUCAUAUCCAGAUGAACCCCUAUCCCGUGCCUGAGCAUUUGGACAACAUCCCGACCAGUACCGGCAUCCCCUACGGCAUGUCCAUUCCUCCAGAAAAGCCGGUCACCAGCUGGCUAGACACCAAACCGGUCCUGCCCACUCUGACCACUUCAGUCGGCCUGCCGUUGCCCCCGACCCUCACCUCCUUCAUCAAGACCGAAGAGCCAGCCCCCAUCCCCAUCAGCCAUUCUGCCGCCAGCCCCCCGGGCUCCGUCAAAAGUGACUCCGGGGCUCCCGAGCCGGCCUCGAGAAACCCGGGUGGGCUCCCAGAGGAAGCGGAAGGUUCCACUGGGCCCCCCUCCAGUGGCAAAAGCGAAGAGAGCGGCGUGGUCCCCAGCUCAGCCCCAGCCGUGAGCACCGGCGUGCUGAGUUCCCUAGCAUCCGACGUUGGCCCAGGCAGUGCCUCGACUUUCACCAACCCUUUGUUGCCGCUCAUGUCCGAGCAUUUCAAGGCGAAGUUUCCUUUUGGGGGACUCUUGGACUCAGCCCAGGCUUCAGAGACAUCCAAGCUUCAGCAGCUGGUCGAAAACAUUGACAAGAAGGCCACUGACCCCAAUGAGUGUAUCAUCUGCCACCGGGUCCUCAGUUGUCAGAGCGCCUUGAAGAUGCACUACCGCACCCACACCGGGGAGAGGCCCUUUAAGUGUAAGAUCUGUGGCCGGGCUUUCACCACAAAAGGGAACCUGAAAACCCAUUACAGCGUCCAUCGUGCUAUGCCCCCGCUCAGAGUCCAGCAUUCCUGCCCCAUCUGCCAGAAGAAGUUCACGAACGCCGUUGUCCUGCAGCAGCACAUCCGAAUGCACAUGGGGGGCCAGAUCCCCAACACCCCGGUCCCUGACAGCUACCCCGAGUCCAUGGAGUCUGACACGGGCUCCUUUGAUGAGAAAAAUUUUGAUGACCUAGACAACUUCUCCGAUGAAAACAUGGAAGACUGUCCUGAGGGCAGCAUCCCGGACACGCCCAAGUCCGCGGAUGCGUCCCAAGACAGCCUGUCUUCCUCGCCUUUGCCUCUAGAGAUGUCGAGCAUUGCUGCUUUGGAAAAUCAGAUGAAGAUGAUCAAUGCCGGCCUGGCAGAGCAGCUGCAGGCCAGCCUGAAGUCAGUGGAGAACGGGUCGGUCGAGGGGGACGUCCUGACCAACGAUUCGUCCUCGGUGGGUGGUGACAUGGAGAGCCAAAGUGCUGGCAGCCCGGCCAUCUCAGAGUCUACCUCCUCCAUGCAGGCUCUGUCCCCAUCCAACAGCACCCAGGAAUUCCACAAGUCACCCAGCGCCGAGGAGAAGCCACAGAGAGCAGGGGCAAGCGACUUUGCCAAUGGUUUGUCACCCACCCCAGUGAACGGUGGGGCUUUGGAUUUGACAUCUAGUCACACAGAGAAAAUCAUCAAAGAAGAUUCUUUGGGGAUCCUCUUCCCUUUCAGAGACCGGGGUAAAUUUAAAAACACUGCUUGCGACAUUUGUGGCAAAACCUUUGCUUGUCAGAGUGCCUUGGACAUUCACUACAGAAGUCAUACCAAAGAGAGACCAUUUAUUUGCACAGUCUGCAAUCGUGGCUUUUCCACCAAGGGUAAUUUGAAGCAACACAUGUUGACACAUCAGAUGCGAGAUCUACCAUCACAGCUCUUUGAGCCCAGUUCCAACCUUGGCCCCAAUCAGAACUCGGCGGUGAUUCCCGCCAACUCGUUGGCGUCUCUCAUCAAGACAGAGGUCAACGGCUUCGUGCAUGUGACUCCUCAGGACAGUAAGGACACCCCCACCAGUCACGUCCCUUCUGGGCCUCUGUCAUCGUCCGCCACGUCCCCAGUUCUGCUCCCAGCUCUGCCCAGGAGGACCCCCAAACAGCACUACUGCAACACGUGUGGCAAGACCUUCUCCUCGUCGAGUGCCCUGCAGAUUCACGAGAGAACUCACACUGGAGAGAAACCCUUUGCUUGCACUAUUUGUGGAAGAGCUUUCACAACAAAAGGCAAUCUUAAGGUACACAUGGGCACUCACAUGUGGAACAGCACCCCUGCCCGCCGGGGUCGCCGGCUCUCCGUGGAUGGCCCCAUGACAUUCCUAGGAGGCAAUCCCGUCAAGUUCCCAGAAAUGUUCCAGAAGGAUUUGGUGGCCAGGUCAGGAAGUGGGGAUCCUUCCAGUUUCUGGAAUCAGUAUGCAGCAGCGCUCUCCAACGGGCUGGCGAUGAAGGCCAACGAGAUCUCGGUCAUUCAGAACGGCGGCAUCCCUCCAAUUCCUGGAAGCCUGGGCAGUGGGAGCAGCUCACCUAUUAGCGGGCUGACGGGAAACCUGGAGAAGCUCCAGAACUCAGAGCCCAGUGCGCCCCUGGCUGGCCUGGAGAAGAUGGCAAGCAGCGAGAAUGGAACCAACUUCCGUUUCACCCGCUUCGUGGAAGACAGCAAAGAGAUCGUCACAAGUUAAAUCCGCUCUGGCUGGAGAAAGAGCAUCCCCAUUCAGAAUGAGACCCAGGGUUGCCUCCUACUCCUUGCCCCGUGCCCCCCACCUUCUGGUCCCCCCAGAUCUCUGAACUACAACAUUCUGAAGACAUUCUUUUGUACCUUGUUCAACUUCUAGAGUUCUAAGAAAGCUUAUUUAUUAGUGAUAUAACCUGGCUUUGCAAACAGGAUGCAAGCAUUAACUUUGGUCUUCUGUAUUUUUGGACUAAAUACUAAUUGACUAGAGUCCUGUAAACUUGCUGUAACAUUUAUGGCAAUUGCAAGUUGCCCUGCUAGGCGGUCUUAAUCUGGCAUUAACUUAUUUUCUAUAUCCAGUUUAAUAUGAAUCUGGUGUUGAUGCAAUGCCUCAGUGAUGCAUUAGAUCUCUAAUAAAAUCUGUAUAUAAAUGUA